This is a messenger RNA of Neodiprion fabricii, 2174 nucleotides long. Its product is annotated as kynurenine/alpha-aminoadipate aminotransferase, mitochondrial-like. Lineage: Eukaryota; Metazoa; Arthropoda; Insecta; Hymenoptera; Diprionidae. The transcript is spliced from 8 exons. Gene Ontology annotation, molecular function: L-kynurenine:2-oxoglutarate transaminase activity; pyridoxal phosphate binding. The coding region runs from base 256 to 1539 and encodes 427 amino acids. The record is from RefSeq and is a predicted model, not a curated record. Gene Ontology annotation, biological process: biosynthetic process.
CGGCAGUCACUCGAUAUAAAGUGUAGCAAGUAGCCGAAGCGAUUCUUCACCUAGCGUCAAAUUUCAAAGCUUUCAACAACAAGGAUCGAGUUUUAUUCGAGUAAAGCUGUAAAAAAUUAAAAACGGUUUUCCGCGUAUAAUUGAAUUGACAAAAAAUGAACGGAUAGAAAACUGAGGGAAAAUAAGAAAAAGGGGAAAUGAGAUAAAGAUACAGUGAUCGAAGAGGGCGGAAGACAAACUAAUCAUUAACCAACAAUGGACUAUUCACAGUUCAAAACUGAGGUUUCGAAGAGGAGGCGAACGGCACCGACCAGAGAAUUGACAAAAAUCGCAUACUCGGCGCCGAUGGAGCUGAUUUCAUUGGCGGAGGGCAUGCCGAACGAAGAGACAUUCCCGUUCACGGAAAUAAGCCUCAAACUUAUAGACGGUUCGAGUUUUACCCUCGAAGGUGAGGAACUCGGUGCAGCACUGCAGUAUAUUCCGAGUCAAGGAUACCCCCCGCUGCUUCAGGCGCUCAGGGAACUGCAAAGAAAAAAUCACGCACCUCCUUUGUGGGAAAGCCGGGAUAUCGUCGUGGUUUCCGGCGGCCAAGAUGGACUCAGCAAGGCUCUCGAAGCGAUCGUCGGACCAGGAGAUCCCGUCCUGGUCCAGGACCCCUUUUACACGGGUACAGAAGUUGUGCUAUCGCCGCACAAGGCGGAGCUGAUACCCGUCGCCCAGGACGCGUUUGGUGUCGACACCGCGCUUCUGAGGGAAAUCCUGAAGGGCCGUAGAGCCGCGGGAAAAAAGAUGCCAAAGAUAAUGUACAUCAACCCGACCGGAGCAAAUCCCACAGGGUCGGUUCUGCCCCUCGAGAGACGCAAGGAUAUCUACAGACUCGCCUGCGAAUACAAUUUCCUCAUCCUCGACGACGAUCCCUACCACUACAUGUACUUCACAGAUGAAGCUCCAAAGUCAUUUUUGUCCCUGGACACGGAGGGACGAGUCAUACGGUUAGAUUCAUUUUCGAAAAUUUUGAGCAGUGGACUCAGACUUGGCUUUAUCACCGCGGCAGCACCUCUCGUAGCCAGUAUCGAAGUUCACAUGCAAAGCAGCCACCUUCACGCACCUACAAUAUCACAGGUUAUAGUUUACAACCUGCUAAAAAUCUGGGGACACGACAGGCUUAUGGAACACUUUCGCAGGAUUCGAGUAUUCUACAAAAAACGGAGAGACGUUAUUUCAGCUCUGGCAAAGAAACACCUUCACGGUCUGGCAGACUUCACGAUACCGAGCGGGGGUUUUUUCCUCUGGAUAAAAGUCCGAGGGGUAAAGGAUACCUGGAGGAUGGUAAUGCAGCGCGGGGUUACCCACGGAGUAUUACUGGUGCCAGGCGCAGCGUUUAUGGCGGACCCAAGUCAGCCCUGCAAUGCAAUAAGAGCCAGCUUCGCGAAGGCUUCGUACGAGGAUAUGAAUUCGGCACUGGAAAGGUUCGCGAAGAUGAUAAGAGCGGAGUUAUCGACGAUCAGUAACAACAACAUCGAGAAUGGCGAAGUGUAGACUAUCACUCCCAUGCCUGAAAAUGUGAAUGUCGGCAAUUGGUGGUAAAAAGAUUGGUUCUAGCGUCGGUACGGUACCAAUAUACCCUUACAACCGUCAGUGCGAUGUCCGUAAACGGUUGUUGAAACGCGCGGUUGGACAAACACUGUUAUCAUCGAGUGAUGACCGCGCGGUAGAAGCGAGGUGCAUGUUCAUCACCACCAUGAGUAAUCGUUUCAAGCGUUAAACAAUAUUAGAUUAUAUUUUGUAGUACUUAAACGAGUUUCACAAAAAAAGAAAACGGUCAACCUAGAUUCGACACGCAAGUAGCAGGUAUUAGGGUAGCUUGAAGGUCGCUGCCUUACCGACAGAAGCAGAGCCCCAAACUAACGACGUUUCGUAUCGAGAGUCUCGGCGGAGUUUCGAGCUUUCAAACGGUACCGACAGUCAGACUUGUUGAAAGGGAUGGCAAAAGCUCAUUCGCCCUGUUCCAUAAUCUUGGUAAGGAACGGAAGAGAACUACGUGUACAAUUCUAGGAUGAAUUUGACAGAUGGCAGCAAUAAGUAUGAAUUGUACGUUCGGGUGGAUUUGUACUUUGCGACAAGUACGCUAAUGGGACGUACGGAAAGCUACCGUGAAUGAAAAGAAAAGAUAA